AUGCCCGGGGGAAAGAGAGGGCUUGUGGCACCGCAGAAUACUUUUCUGGAAAACAUUGUCCGGCGCUCAAGUGAGACCAGCUUCCUCCUGGGGAACGCCCAGAUCGUGGAGUGGCCUGUAGUCUACAGUAAUGACGGAUUCUGCAAGCUCUCUGGGUUCCACAGGGCUGAGGUUAUGCAAAAAAGCAGCACUUGCAGUUUUAUGUAUGGAGAGCUGACGGACAAGAAGACAAUAGACAAAGUCAGAGAGACAUUUGAUAAUUAUGAGUCCAACUGCUUUGAGGUCUUGCUAUACAGGAAGAACAGGGCGCCAGUGUGGUUCUAUAUGCAGGUGGCCCCCAUCAGGAAUGAGAAUGACAAAGUGGUUCUCUUCCUGUGCACCUUCAAAGACAUCACUGUCUUCAAGCAGCCCAUCGAGGACGAGUCCACUAAGGGAUGGACCAAGUUUGCACGGCUGACACGGGCACUGACACAUAAUAACCGCAACACCAGCCACCAUACCACACCACAGCAGCUGACUCCUAUGAGCAGCCAUGAGGUCAGCCAACCCAAGCAGUCCCGUCUGGCAGAGGUUCUCCAGCUAGGCUCAGACAUCCUCCCCCAGUACAAACAGGAGGCUCCUAAGACUCCCCCUCACAUCAUCCUCCACUACUGCACCUUCAAGACCACCUGGGACUGGGUCAUCCUCGUCCUCACCUUCUACACGGCCAUCAUGGUGCCCUACAACGUGUCCUUCAAGACCAAGCAGAACAACAUUGUGUGGCUGGUGCUGGACAGUGUGGUGGAUGUCAUCUUCCUGGUGGACAUCGUACUCAACUUCCACACCACCUUCGUGGGGCCCGGUGGGGAGGUCAUCUCAGACCCCAAGCUGAUCAGGAUGAACUACCUGAAGACCUGGUUCGUCAUCGACCUGCUGUCCUGCCUGCCCUAUGACAUCAUCAAUGCCUUUGAGAAUGUGGAUGAGGGUAUUAGCAGUCUGUUCAGCUCUCUGAAGGUGGUGCGCCUGCUGCGUCUGGGCCGGGUGGCCCGUAAACUGGACCACUAUCUGGAGUAUGGAGCAGCUGUAUUGGUCCUACUGGUGUGUGUGUUUGGCCUGGUGGCCCACUGGCUGGCCUGCAUCUGGUACAGCAUUGGCGACUACGAGGUCAUUGACGAGGUCACCAACACUAUCAAGACGGACAGCUGGCUCUACCAGUUAGCCAUCAACCUCGGCUCGCCGUAUUGCUACAAUGCCAGCGGCUCAGGCCAAUGGGAGGGUGGCCCCGGGAAAGACUCUCUGUACAUCACAUCUCUUUACUUCACCAUGACCAGCCUGACCACCAUCGGGUUCGGCAACAUUGCCCCCACCACGGAUGGAGAGAAGAUCUUCUCUGUGGCCAUGAUGAUGGUCGGCUCUCUCCUGUACGCCACCAUCUUUGGAAAUGUGACCACCAUCUUCCAGCAGAUGUACGCCAAUACCAACCGCUACCACGAGAUGCUGAACAACGUGAGGGACUUCCUCAAGCUCUACCAGGUGCCCAAUGGGCUGAGUGAGAGGGUGAUGGACUACAUUGUCUCUACAUGGUCCAUGUCCAAGGGCAUCGACACUGAGAAGGUGCUGUCUAUCUGUCCUAAAGACAUGCGGGCAGACAUCUGUGUUCACCUGAACCGGAAGGUGUUCAAUGAGCACCCUGCGUUCCGCCUGGCAAGUGACGGCUGCCUGCGCUCUCUAGCCGGGGAGUUCCAGACCAUCCACUGCGCCCCUGGAGACCUCAUCUUCCAUGCUGGGGAGAGCGUCGACACACUCUGCUUUGUGGUGUCAGGGUCACUGGAGGUCAUCCAGGACGAUGAGGUCAUCGCUAUCCUAGGUAAAGGAGAUGUGUUUGGAGAUGUGUUCUGGAAAGAGACCACUCUUGCACACGCGUGUGCAAACGUGCGGGCGCUGACGUACUGCGACCUGCACAUCAUCAAGAGAGAGGCACUGCUCAAGGUUCUGGAGUUCUACACAGCCUUUGCGAACUCCUUCUCACGCAACCUUAUCCUCACCUGCAACCUACGCAAGCGGGUAAUUUUUCGUAAGAUCAGUGACGUGAAGAAGGAGGAGGAGGAGCGCCUGCGUCAGAAGAACGAGGUUCAGCUGACCAUCCCCCAGGACCAUCCGGUCAGGAAGCUCUUCCAGAAGUUUAAGCAGCAGAAGGAACUGCAGAGGAAUCAGGGGGCGUCCUCCCAGCUGGACCUGGAGAAGAACCAGCUCCAAGUGGAGCACCACCUUCACCCCAUCCCCCACAGCCUGCAGCUGUCUCACUCCAGCCUGCAACACUCCCUGCCCCUCAACAUCCAGCGGCCUGGACCCCACUCCUCCCUGCAAGGGCUCCAGAAUGGGGCUCCCCCUACGGGCUGCAGUAGCAGUGUGCUCACCGUGUCACAGGUCACGCCCAUGCAGUCUAGUCCUGCCAUGGGGGAGCCGCCUCCAGUCCGACUCAAGGUGAGCAGCAGCCCUGCUCUGGUAAAGCCUCCUGCUGCCAGGGGCUGGGGGCGCCUCAAAAACGUGGCUGCCCCACCUCCCGUGGUCAGGAAGGAGGGACUGAACAAUGUAGCUAAAGCCGUUUCUGUGGAGAUGCUAUCUCAGCAGGGCAGGGGUCAGGAGGCGGGGCUCAGAGGAGGAGAGGGAGAGGACAACCGCCUCCAUAAGACAGACUCCUGCGACAGCGGCAUCACUAAGAGUGAGCUGCGUAUAGACAGGGCCGGGGAGGCCCCCCUGCCACACCCGUUCGGCCCCAUCCCAGAGCAGGCCCUGCAGGCUGCGCUCCAGGAGACCCGGCUGGAGCUCCGGGGGGACCUCCAGACUCUGGGGGGCCGGCUGGGGGCCCUGGAGAAACAGGUGGCUCAGAUCUUCAAACUGCUGACCUCUACAGAGAAGAGGAGGCCGUCUCUACCUCUGGCCGCCACCCCCAAAACCAAAACCAAACGUCAGGACAUCUUCACUGUCUCCAGACCCGUUUCUCCUGACUUAGUGGACGAUGACGGGCACAUCUGA
Oncorhynchus masou masou (cherry salmon) is the source of this 3015-nucleotide messenger RNA. RefSeq names its product potassium voltage-gated channel, subfamily H (eag-related), member 5b (gene kcnh5b). The record is from RefSeq and is a predicted model, not a curated record. Gene Ontology annotation, biological process: regulation of membrane potential; potassium ion transmembrane transport. The transcript is spliced from 11 exons. The coding region runs from base 1 to 3015 and encodes 1004 amino acids. Lineage: Eukaryota; Metazoa; Chordata; Actinopteri; Salmoniformes; Salmonidae. Gene Ontology annotation, cellular component: plasma membrane. Gene Ontology annotation, molecular function: voltage-gated potassium channel activity.